GUAGGUUAAAACGUUCAAUAUGUUUAAUGUAACAAAAAUCAGCUUUUUUCUAAUAUUUACUACAACUAUACAAUGCUUGGACGAUUGUAACAAAAACUAUUUCAAAAAUGCCAUAACAUCGUAUGGUAAACGUAAGGGAUACGAUGAGUACAGAAUAUUUUUAGAGGAAGAAAUUAGCACUGUGUAUUCUAUGAAAGUGACUGGUGAAAAUAUAAAGCAUCUGUGUAGAAAUGAAAUUCCUGAAGCUAUACUAAAAGCCGAUCUACAAAACAUUGGAUUGUCCUACAUAGAAGUAAACUUUCUUCAAAACACCACCUUAAGAAUGUUAAACUUGAGCUUCAAUAGUAUUUUUAAGGUUAGAAACAAUGUGUUUAGUGAUUCCAAGUUGGUACUACUGGAUUUAAGUCAUAACAUUGUGGAGAUUUUAGAGGGGAAAGCCUUUGAAAAUAUGCCUUUCUUGGAGGGAAUCAUCUUGGAUUAUAAUAGAAUAUCCAAAUGGGAUUCCAACUGGUUUAAAAACACCAAUCUUCACCUUGUAUCAUUGAAGAAUAAUAUAAUUGCAGAGUUGCCUAGAAAUGCCACCCAAAAUUUAAAAGGCCAUACAGACAAAUAUCUAUACAUUCUUCUAUUGAAAAUAUACCUUGAUAACAACCGAAUUAAAUACAUACACCCUGAAGCCUUUACAAACCUAAACAAGAUGGGAAUCAUAUCUCUAACGUACAACAAACUAUUUGAGUUGUCAAGUAAAACUUUUGAAAGUGUGUACUCCAUAGGAUAUAUGGAUGUAAGCCACAAUAAUUUUAUAUGUUUCUCUAGUCAGUCUUUAACCACUUUUAAUAAUGUUAGAACUUUGGUUAUUGCAAAUAAUAGGUUGAAUGAUGAAUGUCGAAAACAAAUGAUGAGGUUUUUCGAAAAUAAAAUGGAUGUCAUCAUUUUUUAAUAAAUUUUUGUACCAUUAAAAAAUAUAUUUUUUGUAUUUACCAAUAAAAAGCUGAGAUUUGAGUAAAUUUAAGAUGUGG
Brassicogethes aeneus is the source of this 1019-nucleotide messenger RNA. NCBI's taxonomy places the organism in Eukaryota, Metazoa, Arthropoda, Insecta, Coleoptera, Nitidulidae. The record is from the annotation of a GenBank genome assembly.